Seminavis robusta is the source of this 1158-nucleotide messenger RNA. The record is from the annotation of a GenBank genome assembly. NCBI's taxonomy places the organism in Eukaryota, Bacillariophyta, Bacillariophyceae, Naviculales, Naviculaceae.
AAACCUUGACUUCUCCGUGUCUGCUAUCAGUAAUGGAUACUCAAGAAUGAUCUUACAAAACACAUCGCACAUAGAUCUAUCCUAUCCUGAGUCGAUUCGAGUCUACACGAAGCAGCAUGGCGUUCGGUCCAACAGUCCAACAGGUGCACUCGUUUGCGUCUCAAGCUUUCAUUCGGAAAUCAUUCAAAAAUCCUUUCCAGGUGGCUUCGGUCCUCUCCUUCUUCUUUAAUGUCGACUACCAUGAUCCCAGCCAUGUCCAAUCCAUGCAGUCAGGAUCCACCUUUCAAGAAAUGAUGCCCUUUUGGUAUGCCGGUGGAACCGAAUACGAUGUCCUUUGCCAAAAGUUCAAAGACGUCAUUCGAACCGCCAACCAGGGGCGCUUGUUGCAGCAAGACGACGACGAUUGGCACACCACUGUGGAUGGCAAAAUGGCACAAAUUGUACUCUGUGAUCAACUGGCACGCAAUGCCUUUCGAGGCACCGAAGAGGCAUUCGCUGGAGACGAAGGGGCCAUGGAAAUUGCACGAGAAAUGUCACAAGAAUUAAUUAGUUCGACAACCAGCAGCAGCCGUCCUGACAACAGUGGCAUUAUUCUACCAUCAUUGCAAGGCAUUGUGUACCCUCCCUACUUGCAGUUCAUCAUUUCACCGCUGAUGCAUUCCGAACUGCCCAAUGACCAUGACCUGGCUGUAGAGGUCGCGGAUUUUAGUGUGGAAGUGGCGCCAGAUCACAUGAAACAGUCCUUUCAGAGCACCAAAGACAUGGAACUGGAUCACAAGACAGUCAUUGAUCAAUUUGGAAGAUAUCCUCACCGCAACAAAAAACUUGGUAGAGAGAGCACUGCAGAAGAAUUAGAGUGGUUAUCCAGUGAUGAUAUUCCUGAUUGGGCCAAGAGUCAAGCAUGAGAUGGAUGCAAUUUAGUUCAAAAAACAUACAAUCUGCAUGAUAGAAAUCAAUGGGACAUUGCCGCCACAAGGAUGGAAACCUUGGAUCACCCUGGUGUGACUUGCGGUGAGAUUGCCUCACAGGUUGAUGGCUUCGAGGCUUGUGUUGCUUGCUUCUUGGCUUAGUUUCCUACAUGAACUUGUUUCCAGCUAGAUGUUUAGUUCCCUGCUCUAGAUCCUCACCAAAAAUUAAUAGUUUGAUCCCAGAGUUUGU